Sphaerodactylus townsendi is the source of this 2147-nucleotide messenger RNA. It is a transcript of the gene MRGBP, whose product is annotated as MRG domain binding protein. Lineage: Eukaryota; Metazoa; Chordata; Lepidosauria; Squamata; Sphaerodactylidae. The record is from RefSeq and is a predicted model, not a curated record. Gene Ontology annotation, cellular component: nucleus; NuA4 histone acetyltransferase complex. Gene Ontology annotation, biological process: regulation of transcription by RNA polymerase II. The transcript is spliced from 5 exons. The coding region runs from base 57 to 815 and encodes 252 amino acids.
CGCCAGAGGACGCUCCGCUCUCGGCCUCUGCGAGCUCCGAGGCCGCCGCCGCCGCGAUGAUGAUGAUGAUGGCCGAAGCGGAGGCCGCGGCGGGGGUGGCCGACGUGAAGCCCCCGUGCCCGGGCAUCGGGCCGCUCCCCGGGCCGCCCGAACCGGCCUUGCAGGCCGCGGCGGAGGAAGCGACGCCCGCCACCCCCACCGGCUCCUCCGCAGCGGCGGCGGCCUCCUCGGUCCCCACGGCUCCUCCUCCUCUGCCGCCGCCGCCGCCGCUGCCCGUGCCCGUGGUGUGGAGCCCCGAGGUGGAGGUGUGCCUCUUCCACGCCAUGCUGGGCCACAAGCCCGUCGGCGUGAACCGCCAUUUUCACAUGAUCUGCAUCAGAGAUAAAUUUAGUCAGAAUAUUGGGAGGCAGAUCUCUUCCAAAGUCAUCUGGGACCAUCUCAGCACCAUGUAUGAUAUGCAGGCACUGCACGAGUCUGAGAUUCUUCCCUUCCCCAACUCAGAGAAAAAUUUCAUCCUCCCUGAAGAAAUUAUUCAUGAGGUAAAAGAAGGUAAAGUGAUGAUUGAAGAUGAUGUGAAAGAAGAAAUAAAGGAAGAGGUGGAAUCUCAUACAAGCACUGAAGACGUAUAUGCGUCUAUUGGAAGCCUGGGGAAAGCAGCUGAAAAGCCGAGCACUAAGGAGAAAGAGCGUACCUCCUCUGAAUCUGGAUCCAAAGAAGGGGGAGACAAAAGAAAGCGGAACAGAGUCACCGAAAAGGUCUUAAACGCCAACAGCAAUCCUUCCAGUCCAAGUGCUGCAAAACGGCGCAGAACGUGAGCUAUGGUGGAGCAAGACGGGACCGUGUUUAACUCUGAAACGUGGGCAGCAGACAGUUCGUAGCCUGUAGUUAGCGAAGGGUGGGGGGGGAGGAGUGGUAAAUGCAUACGCCUUGUGGGUAAGCACCAGUUUGGCUGUCUCCCCUGAGAAGAGAGAGAUGGCUGAUCUGCAAAAAGCUCCUGAAUAGUGUCUUUAUCCUCAAAAUUAUGAGCGGAAGCCUGGCAGCUUUACACGAGUUUGGAUUUUUACAUACCGGUUCCUCGCUGUAUCUUUAAGCACCGUUCUUGAAUCAGGUGGCUGUCAAGGGGAUACAGUUCCUGAAGAACUCAAAUGUCUUCUCUUCGAGACACAUUCGUGUCCUGCACCAGCAUUGCUAAUUUUCACAACUGCAACAUCGUCUUACUGGGUUCCUGCUCCAUGAGAAAGCAGAUAGUUCCAAAUGCCGGAAUAUCUCUUCGGAGAAGCGUGCGGCGUACAGACUGCCUGUGUUUGAGUGUUCUUUUCAUCUGUCCUGCAAAGCUUUGUCUCUUGAAAAUUGCAGGGGUAAAUGACUGUUCAGAUAGUAGAAAAGUGUACCACGCAGCAGAACAGAUGACUUCUAGACAGAGUAGUCCAUUAAAUGUCUUAAAACCAGGCAGACGCUGUUGUUUGGUGUCUGGACUGCAUAUUAUCUACAGGAAGCUUAAAAGAAAACACAACUUUUGCAGCAAAAGGUUCAGUACAAGCUGUGAGGAGUUGACAAAAUGGAUUAUUUCAUGAAAUUCUUGUACUGUAUUAAUUCUUCUCAUCCGCAGCGUCUUUGAUGUAAGCAGUUCCUUUAAGGUCAGUGAAACUGCUCGCAUCAAAGGCAUUUGCCACGUUGGGACGAUAAAUGUUUGUGUGUGUUUUUGUAUCCAUUAUUUAAUUUAGGUUUUUUAAAAAACAUACUACCACCAUUAGAAGUUAUUGAUGGAGAUAAUAUUGAAAGGGGUAAUUUUGCCAUGUUGCUCUUCUAGAAUUCAGCAGGUAUCUAUUUCCCGAUGUAGUUCCCGCAAUUGUAUGCUCUUGACUUACAGAUUACUUUUAAUUUAAAGUGCUUUGACUUUUAUGCAAGGUUGUCAGACUGAUAGGAUUUGUAAUUUCUGGAUGACCAGAUAAGAUUUCUUUUCCCCCACUUAUUGUGGCAGGAAACAUAUUUUUAUACAGAAAAAAGAAAAAUUUUAUGAAGGCAGCUAAAAAGUUGCUAAUUUGAUUUUGAAUUAACCUUUACUGUUGAGUAAAAGAGUUCCGGAUGAUAUGUGUUCUGUUGCCAUUUUAUUUCUGGUUUUAAUAAAUGGGAAUAUACUGCAUAAA